Thyridium curvatum is the source of this 600-nucleotide messenger RNA. RefSeq lists its product as uncharacterized. The record is from RefSeq and is a predicted model, not a curated record. The coding region runs from base 1 to 600 and encodes 199 amino acids. Gene Ontology annotation, cellular component: nucleus; cytosol. Lineage: Eukaryota; Fungi; Ascomycota; Sordariomycetes; Thyridiales; Thyridiaceae. Gene Ontology annotation, molecular function: protein binding; peptidyl-prolyl cis-trans isomerase activity. The transcript is spliced from 3 exons.
AUGGCAACGGAUCAGAAUAUUCCCCUCAUCACGCAGACGGAGACCGGACUCCCCCCCAACUGGGAGGUGCGCCACAGCAACAGCAAGAACCUGCCCUACUACUUCAACGCCGUCGAGAAGAACUCGCGCUGGGAGCCCCCACCGGGAACCGACACCGAGAAGCUCAAGGUCUACAUGGCCAAGUACCACUCCGGCAGCGGCAGCGUCGCCGGCGAGGCCGGCCAGCCCGGCAAGAUCCGCGCCGCCCACCUGCUCGUCAAGCACAACGGCAGCCGGCGGCCCAUGAGCUGGAGAGAGGCCGAGAUCACACGGAGCAAGGAGGAGGCGCGAGAGAUCCUCAAGGGGUACGAGGAGCGCAUCAAGAAGGGCGAGAUCAGCCUCGGGGAGCUGGCCCAGACCGAGUCCGACUGCAGCAGCGCCCGCAAGCGAGGCGACCUGGGCUACUUUGGGAAGGGUGACAUGCAGAAGGAGUUCGAGGAGGCUGCUUUUGCGCUCAAGCCUGGAGAGAUCAGUGGUAUCGUCGACACGGCGAGCGGCCUGCAUCUUAUUGAGAGGUUUGUCUUUGUCAAUUUUGCACCCUCGGCGAGAUUGGAUAGUUGA